Cordyceps fumosorosea ARSEF 2679 is the source of this 588-nucleotide messenger RNA. Its product is annotated as Acyl-CoA N-acyltransferase. NCBI's taxonomy places the organism in Eukaryota, Fungi, Ascomycota, Sordariomycetes, Hypocreales, Cordycipitaceae. Gene Ontology annotation, molecular function: N-acetyltransferase activity. The transcript has a single exon. The record is from RefSeq and is a predicted model, not a curated record. The coding region runs from base 1 to 588 and encodes 195 amino acids.
AUGAUUGAAAUCCGCAAAGCCACCUUGGCCGAGGUGGCCGACAUCAUCCGCAUCGGCCGGGGCGUCUUUGCCCUUACCUUUGGCCACUCCGUGCCGGACUCGGAGCUGCAGGCCUACCUGGACUCGGCCUACACGGAACCCCUCAUCUCCGCCGAGCUGCAGGACGCCACCAAGGACAUUUUCGUGGCCGUUGACCGCCCGGACUCGGACAAGCGGACAAGCCCCGACUCGGACGAGUCCAGCACCGCCGACAGCCCGGCCGUGGUCGGCUUCGCGCAGCUCACGCGCGGCACCUCCGUCGCCGAGCCGUGCGUCGCCCGGCUGCCCCAGGCGUCCUCCUCUGCCGAGCUGCAGCGGCUAUACGUCGCCGCCUCGCACCACGGGCAGGGCAUCGGGCGCCGUCUGGCAGCGGCGGCGGAGGACGUCGCCCGCGACGAGGGGUUCACGCACAUGUGGCUGGGCGUGUGGGAGGAGAACGGCGCGGCGGCGCGGGUGUACGCCAAGCUGGGCUACUCGGGGAUCGGCUUCCACGACUUUGCGGUGGGAAGCGUGGUGCAGCGCGACGAUAUCUUGAUGAAGCGACUAUAA